UUUCUUCCUUUGUACAAACUAGAAAUAAAUGAUUUGAGCUAAAAGCUGGUGUUAAUUAAUAAAAAAGGUCAUCUAGGAAUUUCUUUUCAUAUUCUUUAACUCAGUACAGGCUUUGAAGAGGCCACAGUGCUAGGCAUUCUGAGAGAUGACAGUAGUAUGUCCUAGAGGGUCUAGCCUUCCAAGGUCUUUGCUAGCCUAAAUAUAGUUACACUCUUCCUUGAGAGUCAUUUUCUCUGAUUAAGUAACUUUAACAUUCAUAUUGAAUAUUCACUGUCUCAUAAAGAAUAAGAUGUCUCAGAACUCGUGUUGUGGUGACCCCCCCCACCUUUAAAUUGUUUUUGUUGCUACUUUAUAACUGUAAUUCUGCUACUGUUACGAAUCGUGAUAUAAAUAUCUGAUACUCAGUGUAUCUGGUAAGUGACCCCCGUGAAAGGGUCAUUCAGUUCCUGAAGGAGCUGUGACCCACAGGUGGAGAGCCACUGCUCUGGUGGUGCUGUUUUAACGAACACCAAAUGAGUCUACUUACUCACCAUCCUGUCUUGUCGCUAAGAACCCAUCCUUACCAUCAUAGUUGUUCAUAGCAACCCUCACUGAUGUAAACAAACAGUGACUCCUCUGUUCUGCAAGGUGAAUAGAGCAUUCUAGAGUCAAGCAGCUUCAACAUCCUGAUUCCCUUGGGAAAGAGAGUACCUGGAACAAGACGGCUGCCUCUGCCGCAGGCUCACUUGCUCCUUUGGAAGGGUGUGUUAGGUUAAAUUUUCACACACACACCCAUUAAUGUCUUUAGUAUCUCUUAACUCCUCUGUAGCUGAAAAUGGCCUGGAACUUCCGAUCUUGGGUUAUUUCAAGCUGGAGGAUCUGUGUUACAGUGCAGUGUUUAUCUGGAAUGCCUGCUGGUAAAUUGCCUACUGAGCCAUGAAGACUGGGGCCACUCGUCUUAUCCUUGGGAGUCUGGUAUUGAUAAUCCACCUGCCUUUGAUGUUGACAUCACCUAAAACACUCGCCAUCCCUGAGAAGCUACAGCAAGCUGUGGGGAGAGUCAUUGUCAAUGCCACGGCCUGCACUGUUACCUGUGGCCUUGGCUACAAGGAGGAGACUGUCUGCGAGGUGGGUCCUGAUGGAAUGAGGAGGAAGUGCCAGUCCCAGCGUUUGGAGUGUCUGACCAACUGGAUCUGUGGGAUGCUCCAUUUCACCAUUGUCCAUGGGGAGGAGUUUGAGCUGAGCUGUCUCAGCCCAGACAUCCUGGAGGUGGGACAGGAAGCUUUCCGCUUUACCUGGAAGCUUGCUCGGGGCAUCAUCUCUACUAAUGAUGAGGUUUUUAAACCCUUCCGAGCCAACUCUCACUUUCUGCGAUUUCAACCCGCCUAUGAGUACGACUCUGGGACAUACCGAUGUGAUGUGCAGCUGCUCAGAAACUUGAGAUUUGUCAAGAGGCUCUACUUUGGGCUGAGGGUCCUCCCUCCAAAGCUGGUAAACCUGAAUUUCCAUCAGUCCCUUACUGAGGACCAGAAGUUACUCGAUGACGGCUGGGAAGUUAAUCUGGACAACCAUUCUAAGCCCCACCUCCCAAAGUGGCAAAAGAAAGUGGCUUCAGCCUUGGGCAUAGGGAUUGCUUGUGGAGUGGUUGGCGGCGUGCUAGUGAACAUUGCUGUCCACAGCGUGCUGAAGAGGAUUGAUGACAACAACAGCCUUAGCCUAUAACCUUUCAGCCAGCUUAUGCGAGACUGUGGCAAGAGAGGCCUUUCAGAGCCAAAGGCUGGCUAGGAGGCUUGGAGGAUGCGGCCUCAUCCCUAUACCACUGUGCAGGGCAGCAUUAUCAGUUAUUGUGUUCAGGUUUUCUCAUACUGGCUGCUCAGGAAACCCACUGCAGGUUUUGCUUCUGUUCCUAGGGGAGUUGUGUCUUCCAAGCUUGCUUUUCUCUCCAUAUCUCACGGUGUGUGUGCGCCAUCACCUCCACUCCACCUCUGAACAGUGUGUAUGGACCAGAGUGUACUAUUAGCCGAUUGGGUAGAAACUUUUAUUUUUGUUCAAUAAAAACAAUUCACAGUAA
Messenger RNA from Myodes glareolus (Bank vole), 2050 nucleotides. RefSeq names its product transmembrane protein 81 (gene Tmem81). The record is from RefSeq and is a predicted model, not a curated record. NCBI's taxonomy places the organism in Eukaryota, Metazoa, Chordata, Mammalia, Rodentia, Cricetidae.